GAGAAGAAUGCAAUACAUAUCCAUCAGGAUUAAGCUAGAGUCUUGAUUCAGAUCACAAUUUGCAGAGUCGCCGGCACCCAAGACUCAGCCGGAAUGCCCCUACAUCACAACCACUACCAUGGGCAAAGCAAAAUCUUCAAAGAGCGAUGGCUCUAAUGUACCCCAGAAACAUCUACAUUCAAGACUAUCCUUCCUGCAUCAGGCUGCAACAUUGCUCGCCAACGCAAAUUCCAAGGCCACAUCUGCCGAGACCGAUGGCGACCCUAUUGCGGAAGCACUAAGUGUGCCAAUGAGGAAUGCCCAAGGUUUCCUAGAAUCGACCAGGCUCUUAACGCAUCUUCGGGGCGUGUCUCGAAAAUCGCAAAUUCGCCUCGCUCCUAAGAUGAAGCACACAUUGUGCAAAGGCUGCGAAUGUCUUCUCAUCGCCGGCAGGACAAGCAGCGGAAUGACCGUCAAUCCGAGCAAGAACGGUAACAAACCUUGGGCGGAAACGUUCGAGGUGCGAUGCAACAGAUGUGGAACCGUCAAGCGUUUUCCGGUCGGAGCGAAGCGCCAGGGACACAGAGCAGUCGAGGGUUCAGACCAGCGAGGAGAAAAUGAGUACCAAUUAUAAGAUGAUUCUGCCGUUCAGGCGUAACUACAUCAAAUCUCAGCUUGUCCUCGCCCAAGGUGUCUGUUUUGCGGCGUGAGCCACGACACUUCUAGCACUUGUUCGCCAACAGAUAACCAAAGCUCGUCAUACGAGCCCGGCUACAAAUUCAUGUUUGAUCAUUA
Molecule: messenger RNA, 774 nt
Organism: Exophiala xenobiotica
Lineage: Eukaryota; Fungi; Ascomycota; Eurotiomycetes; Chaetothyriales; Herpotrichiellaceae
Exons: 1
Coding region: 119-613 (164 amino acids)
Biological process (GO): tRNA processing
Cellular component (GO): nucleolar ribonuclease P complex
Source: RefSeq, a predicted model, not a curated record